AUGGAGCAAGUCUUCCACGAGCAAUUCUAUCGACUGGAGCCGGAAGUCUCAAUGGCCGACUUGGCAAAGAUAAGCCAGAAGCCAAGUGAGUCGGUCCAAGAAUAUUUAGGGCGGUUUAGAAAAGCAAGGGCUUGGUGUACGGUCAAUAUGCCGGAGCACGAGUUUGCAAAAUUGGCCCAAGGAGGAUUAUUGCUUGACCUCCGAAAGAAAUUCAAAGGAAUUGAGUUCCGCGACAUUUAUGAUCUCUUACUUCGGUUGGAUCGAUACGAAGCCCUUCUAAAGGAGGAGCAACAAAAAGGGCAGCCGGCACCCUGGCCGACAUUUUAUAGGGAUUCAACCAAACAUUCCGGGUCUAGGACUACGGCGGUCCACGCUGUAGACAUUGGAGAUAUAGACUCAGAAGAAAGAGGUGAUGCAGUUUACUUAGAGGACGAAGAACAGUCGGCUGAGGUAAACUUGGCCGAGAUUGUGGCCAAAGGGCCAUAUGUGUGCAAGGCUUUGUCUAAAGCCUCUAAGGAUCAAAGGCCGACCACGGCCCAAAUGUCCAAGUUUAGUGGAACCUCCCAAAAGGCAAAUGCCGUGCAAGAUCUCAUUGAUUGGAAGAUCUUGAAGUUUCCGGAGAAAGCUACAAUGGGCGUCGACCAGAAUCCUUUCCCAAAUGCUCAAGUCAACAUGGUGAAUGCUAAAUUCCCAAGGCCAGACCAACCUAGGCCUAGGUUGGACUUGGGUGGCUCAGCAAGGGCUGCGGCAGAAAGAAGGGCAAGGGAAAUUCCGGCGGAUCCUAAGGCAAAUGGCAAGGCUAAAAUGUACCCUGAGGUGGCCAAGGGUCCCGAGACAAAAGUUUCGACCAAGGAAGAACCUCCAAAGGCCAUUGUGCUAUGUAGUCGAUGCCAAUGUGAGGUGACUCUCGAAGUGGUUUCGCCAAAGCCCAAGGGGCCAACCAAGGAACCCACCAAGGGGCUGAUUAAGGAGCAAACCAAGGAUCAAGUCCAAGUGGGCAGAUUGAAAAGAAGAUGA
Prunus armeniaca (apricot) is the source of this 1017-nucleotide messenger RNA. NCBI's taxonomy places the organism in Eukaryota, Viridiplantae, Streptophyta, Magnoliopsida, Rosales, Rosaceae. The record is from the annotation of a GenBank genome assembly.